This is a messenger RNA of Pseudopipra pipra, 1845 nucleotides long. RefSeq names its product tissue factor pathway inhibitor 2 (gene TFPI2). Gene Ontology annotation, molecular function: serine-type endopeptidase inhibitor activity. Gene Ontology annotation, cellular component: extracellular region. Gene Ontology annotation, biological process: negative regulation of peptidase activity. The record is from RefSeq and is a predicted model, not a curated record. The transcript has 5 exons. The coding region runs from base 122 to 838 and encodes 238 amino acids. Lineage: Eukaryota; Metazoa; Chordata; Aves; Passeriformes; Pipridae.
CACCACAUGCGCAAGGAGGGAGGUGGCCCGGGGCAGCCGCCUCGCUGCAUAUAAAGCGCUGCCGUCGGGCCGUCCAGAGCCGCUCGCUCUCAGGACCUUGCUGCCGCCCGGCCGCCGCGACAUGGACACGGGCCGCCGCCUGCCGCUGCCCGCGCUGCUGCUGCCGCUGGCCUGCGCCGCCCUGGCGCAGCGCUCCCUCACAGAGAAGCAGCGCGCCUGCCUGCUGCCCCCCGACGACGGCCCCUGCCGCGCCCUGGUGCCGCGCUGGUACUACGACAGGCACACGCAGAGCUGCCAGGAGUUCACCUACGGGGGCUGCUACGGCAACGCCAACAACUUCCUCACCUUCGACGACUGCGAGAAAAGCUGCUGGACCAUCAAGAAAGUGCCCAAAUUAUGCCGGUUGGAGGCUGAUGGAGGACCUUGCAGGAGUUAUCUAAGAAGAUAUGCCUUUAACUUGAGCUCAGUGAGGUGUGAGGAAUUCAUCUAUGGUGGCUGUUAUGGAAAUGGCAACAACUUCAGAGAUUUGCAGUCUUGUGUGGACCACUGUCUGCCAGAAAGAACUGGCCCCUUGCUAUGCUAUAGCCCUAAGGAUGAAGGAUUGUGUUCCUCUUCUGUGCCUCGCUAUUACUACGAUGCCAAGACUAAAUCAUGUAAGGAGUUCAAAUACACUGGCUGUGGUGGAAAUGCCAAUAACUUUGUUACUGAAACGGAUUGCUACAAUGUCUGUAGAAAAGGGACUCAGAAACCAAGAAUCAACAAGCCAAUGAGUGUAUCUCGCAGAAAAAUAAUGAGAAAACUGAUUAAAAAACCUCAGGUGUAUAACCAGAAGUCUUAAAGCUGAUGUGCACUUGGAUGUUUGAAACACCUUCUGUUGAUUCCACUUUCUUCUUUUGUAAGGUAGUUUCCACACAGUUUUAUACUGACAUGGUUCUGUCUUUCAGAACUCAUUUUUAUCCAACUUACUGUUUUAUAAAGAACUGUAUUUAAUAGAGGAAUGAACCUAAGUUUGGUUCUUCUGCUCUCUUGUCUUUGCAAUAAUACUUUGGCAAAGACAGGUGUUUAGAUUUCCAUGUUUUUAUGGGGGAAUAUUACUACUGCCUUAGGAGAAUAUUUCAGCUGUUGCAAAUCAAUUAAAAUUUGAAAAGUCAAUUGUCUCUUAGAAUAACUGAGAACAACAGUUAAAGUCUACCACGGAUUUUUUUUUUUUUUUUUUUGGUGUCCUCUGUUUGCUAAAGAAAAGGAACAUUUCAAAAGUAUGUUCAGAGAUUUAUUGCCCUGGCAUUUUACACACUUUGGCUCUAUCAUUUAAAUAGACUGUAUUUUACAGUUAACAUUCAUAGUCAAAGCUUUCAGAAGUCUUCAUAACAGUAGAAGAAGUAUAAACUUGAAUCCAGUUCAUCGCGCAAGAGAUAAUUGGGAGUAGGGAUACAUUGAUAAACACUCUGACAAAGGCAAUGAAUAAGCUAGUUGAGUAUUAAAAUAACAAUGUAGCCAUUACCUUUCAUGACAUUUGAAAUUUCUGUUAAGUUACACUCCAGAUUCUUGUAUGACAUAAAUCAGCAUAUUUGUACUGAUUUUAUGCUGAUUACAUCUGCAGAGGAUCUUGAUAUUUGUGUUAAUGCAGUGGCUGUUACAGCAGAACAGCAGAAGCUUCUGCAAAAGUGUAAUCCCUCUUUUGAAGGCACUGUUUUAUUUCUUAUGGUAGAUUAUGCCUAUGGUGAUAUUGCACAUUCUUAUAUGUUUUGUAUUUCAGUAACGUCUGAAUUUCAAUUUAUUUCACCUAAAUAUUUUCUAAAUAUAAAUUUGUAAGUAAUGUUAAUAAAAUGUUUUUUGAGAAAAAGA